Messenger RNA from Cuscuta campestris, 1144 nucleotides. The record is from the annotation of a GenBank genome assembly. NCBI's taxonomy places the organism in Eukaryota, Viridiplantae, Streptophyta, Magnoliopsida, Solanales, Convolvulaceae.
UGACCCGAGGCCCAAUCUAGAAAAAUCUCAUAUAAGCUCCUACACUUCAGUCUGAAACUCGGCCCAAUUGUUCGCUUCUCUGUUUUUGGUUCCGAGCUCACACACUUUUCAAUCUCUACGGGGUCAGCCGCGGCCUUGAACUCGAAUCGCCGGCCGUCGCCAGUCCGAGAUUCUGCGGCCGGAGAUUCUACCAUGGGUGAUGAGGACAGUCCGCGUAACCUAGAAGAUUCCGACGCCGACGUCAACCACUUCACAAUGCUCCUCGCCGGAGAAGAAGAAGAAGAAGAAGAAGUAGCAGAGAAGGAAUCAAUGGUGCCUCUCCAACACCAACGCUACCAUCUCCAAUCCAUCGCCUCCACCAUUCUCAUCAGACAGAUCCCUUCCCAAGGCCUCUCCUUCCAGCUCUGGCCCGCCGCCGCCACACUCAUCAACCUCCUCGACGCCCGCCGUCACGCCCACCCUACCCUCUCCGCCUUGCUCGCGCGUCGCGACGCAGGGAACCCCCUCCGCGCGCUCGAGCUCGGAUCCGGCACAGGCGCGGCCGGAAUUGCCGCGGCGGCGAUUCUCGGUGCCCGAGUUACCGUCACGGACCUCCCGCACGUCCUCCCCAACAUCCAAUUCAACGUCGACCUAAACCGGGAAGCACUGGAAACCCACGGCGGCGCGGUGGACGUGGCGGCGCUGUCCUGGGGGGAAAUGGAGGACAUGGAAGCGAUGGGGAGAGGGAAGUACGAUCUGAUAAUGGGAUCUGAUGUGGUGUAUCACGACCAUCUCUAUGAACCGCUCCUGAAGACGCUGAGAUUCUUCCUGUCGGGAGAAGAGAGGACGGCGGCGUUCCUGAUGGCUCACCUGAGGAGAUGGAAGAAGGAAUCUGGGUUCUUCAAGAAGGCGAAGAAGGAUUUCGAUGUGGAAAUCAUACACAGAGAUCCGCCAUUGGACGGAGCUCGGAUUGGCGUCGCCGUUUACCUUUUCGUCCCAAAAACUGGUCUCAAUUAAUUCCCCAAAAACAUAAAUGGGAUGGGAGAGAGAUCAGAAAUGGAAGAAGUUUUCUGGUUUGUUCUUCAAAGUUUUUUUUGGACAAGAUUUUGUUGCUGUGUAUCAACUCAUUUUGGUUAUACUCGUUUCAUAAAGCUUAAAUUGAUAA